GAUGGAGGGUUCAGAUUGCCCCUCCUGACCACCCGCGCCGCCCUCUCUCCUACUACGCCUAAAACCCUUCGCCAACUCCCCUAAGACCACACGAUUCUCUUCGUAAUGCUCCGGCUGUCGCGCUCCGCCGCCGCCCUUUCGGCGACAGCGGCGGCCGCGGCUGCUCUCGCGGCGCUUUCUGACCACGCCUACGCCGAUGGCACUUUUCGUUUCCCUUAUCUCUCGUCCCCCUCUCCGACUCCUGCGGCGCCCGCUGUGCCGACCGCGGGGACCCGCCCACCGGGAGAGGCUCCAGAUGCGGCCUCUUCGUCGUCCACAUCGUCCGGUGGGUUUGAUCCUGAGGCGCUGGAGAGAGGGGCGAAGGCGUUGAGGGAGAUCAAUAGCUCCCCUCAUGCGAAGCAGGUGUUUGAGCUGAUGAGGAAGCAGGAGGAGACGCGGUUGGCAGAGGUGGCUGCCGAGAAGACCCAGUAUCUUGCGAUGCAAGCUGAGGGUGAAAUUGAAAAGCAAAGAAAACUGGCUGAAGAACAGAGGAACUUAGUCCAACAACAAGCACAAGCUAAGGCACAAAUGGCACGCUAUGAAGAUGAAUUGGCAAGGAAAAGGAUGCAGAUAGAACAUGAAGCCCAGAGGAGGCAGAAUGUCGAACUUGUAAGGAUGCAAGAAGAAUCCUCUGUAAGAAAGGAACAAGUAAGGCGUGCUACAGAAGAACAAAUCCAGGCACAAUUGCGUCAGACUGAGAAAGAGAGAGCUGAAAUAGAGCGUGAAACAAUAAGAGUUAAAGCCAUGGCAGAGGCUGAAGGUCGGGCUCAUGAAGCGAAACUCACGGAAGAGCAUAACCGAAAAAUGCUUUUAGAACACAUGAAGGGUGAACGGGAGAAGUGGAUUGCUGCAAUUAAUACAACCUUUAGCCACAUAGAAGGUGGUUUGAGGAUGUUACUGACUGAUCGGGGUACACUAAUUAUGGCUGUCGGAGGAGUAACUGCCCUUGCUGCUGGCAUCUACACUACUAGGGAAGGUGCAAGGGUUAUUUGGGGUUAUGUCAAUAGGAUAUUAGGCCAGCCAUCACUAAUACGUGAAUCGUCAAUAGCCAAAUUUCCAUGGUCUGGACUGGCACCUAAGAUCAAAAAAAUUGUUUCAAGUUCUGGGGCUGCACUUGGAAAAGAGACAUCAUUAGAAAAUGGGUCUAAUUUUGACAAAAUUAUUCUUCAUCCUUCUCUAAAGAAAAGGAUUGAGCAACUUGCUAGAGCAACAGAAAAUACCAAGUCACAUCAAGCACCUUUUCGUAACAUGCUGUUUUAUGGACCUCCUGGUACCGGGAAGACCUUGGUUGCUAGAGAGAUUGCUCGCAAAUCGGGCCUGGAUUAUGCGAUGAUGACUGGGGGGGAUGUUGCGCCACUGGGUUCAGAGGCUGUCACAAAAAUCCAUCAGAUAUUUGAUUGGGCUAAAAAGUCAAGAAAAGGUUUAUUGCUUUUUAUCGAUGAAGCUGAUGCUUUUUUGUGCGAGCGGAACAGUAUACAUAUGAGUGAAGCCCAGCGGAGUGCAUUGAAUGCAUUGCUUUUUCGAACUGGUGACCAAUCAAGGGAUACAGUUCUUGUCCUGGCUACAAAUAGACCUGGUGACCUAGAUGCAGCUGUCACGGACCGAAUGGAUGAAGUAAUUGAGUUUCCACUGCCUGGCGAAGAAGAACGUUACAAGUUGUUGAAGCUCUACCUAGGACAAUAUAUAUUGCAAGAAGGUGAUGGCCAAUUAUGGUGGAAUUCUCUAUUCAAGAAGCAGCAGCAAAAGAUACUUGUGAAGGACAUGACAGAGGAUGUGCUUCGUGAAGGUGCACGAAAGACUGCUGGAUUUUCGGGACGAGAGAUUGCAAAGCUCAUGGCUAGUGUCCAAGCGGCUGUAUAUGGGCGCCCUAAUUGCAUGUUGGACUCGGAGCUCUUUAUGGAAAUAGUGAACUAUAAGGUCACCGAGCAUCAUCAACGCACCAAGCUUGCCACAUAAGCCAUAUAUUGAGAACUACUAUAUGGAGUUAUCCUAGCUACAUAUCUCCCUUGGAGGAUCGAUCACAUUGAUCCCAAUUUUUCGCUAAUAAUUUUCAGGUGAGGCUGUAGUUAUCAACACUGAGUACAUGAAUGUCCUGGAGAAGGGUCGCUCAUUAGAAAAAAUAGGUUUUUUGUUUGCCCUUUUGUUAUUGUAUUUGAAUUUUGAUUAGUUGGGAACUCAAAAUAUGCAUGAGGAGAAGAAAAUGUCCCCAAGAUUGACAUUCUUGGAUGAAUGUGGAGUCUGGAGAUGAGCUUUCGAUUUCCUUCCUGUAGAACAAAAUUAGUGAAAUGAAAUCAUAAGAGCAUACUCCUGCA
Musa acuminata subsp. malaccensis (wild Malaysian banana) is the source of this 2351-nucleotide messenger RNA. RefSeq lists its product as uncharacterized. The record is from RefSeq and is a predicted model, not a curated record. NCBI's taxonomy places the organism in Eukaryota, Viridiplantae, Streptophyta, Magnoliopsida, Zingiberales, Musaceae. Gene Ontology annotation, cellular component: mitochondrion. Gene Ontology annotation, biological process: mitochondrion organization. Gene Ontology annotation, molecular function: ATP binding; ATP hydrolysis activity; zinc ion binding.